AUGCUGUUGCUAAAAAAGCUAUUCAUAAUUGUUGUCCAAUGAGCUCUUUAGGGCUCGUUUGUUUGAGUCGUUUGGUACGAAAUGACUCGAUUAAAUGACUCGUUUGCUAAAGAAAAAAAAAAUGUAAAAUACACUUGUAUAGUCAAAACUUUAGCGUUUGUGCCAAUAAUAGCCAAAUUUGGCGAAAUACCACUUGUAGCCACUUCCGUCCAAUUCUUUAACGCUGUUAGCGUUAUGUGUGACUGGCCAAACGAAAACGCUUACGUGGCGAGCUCUUAUUUCUCUUUUCCUCUCUAAUUGUCCAUGUGGAUAAUAAUUAAUUAAAAAAAAUUUAAAGCAACAAAAAACAAGAACCCCUUGUUUGACCCACCCACUUUUCCCUCUGUCUUAUCCUCUUCUUCGUACGCCCACCCCUUCUGAGAAAGACGCAAUCGACGAACCCCCUGAUAUUCCUUCCUCCACCAUCGAUCUACCCCCUCUUCCAGUCCCGAUUCUUCUCCAUUACUCUCUUAUGUCUGAGCUCAUCUUCAUCGGAAGCUAGCUCUUGGCCAUUCGAACCAAUCAUUCCUCUUGGCCAUUCGAACCAACCAUUCAUGGCAUCACUAAGCUUCGCGCCCCAACCAUUCAUGAUCUGUACAGAAUCGGCGGCGCGGGUCGGUCUCUACAACUUCAAGCUCGUGGUCGACGCCGACGGUGAGAAUGGAAGCACGGCAGCGGAGACAGAUCUGAGCGUGAUGGUGAAUGGAUUGCAGAUGCCUAAUCCGUUCGUGAUCGGGUCCAGUCCCCUCGGGACCAACUCUCUGUCUUUCUUAAUCUCUUUUGUCUUCUCCACCGCCAUUCAACUUCCUUCUUCCUUCUUCCUCCUCCUUUUAUUCUCCGAUUCUUCUUGUAUACCUCUCCAAUUACGAAGCCAUCGUCUCCUUCUUCCCCGAGCUCCGCCGCACUAACCCCUUCCAAGGCCAUCAUCUCCUUCUUCAGCGAUUCCAGAUUUUGAAUUUCAGUAAGGCCUAGUGGGUCUGGCAGUGGCGGGCAUUUGUGGGUGGGUUUCGCGGAGGAAGGCGGAAGGCGAACCGAGACCCGGAAUCAACUAAAAACCCUAAAAGGAACUCCACAUCCAAACCCAGAUCUGAUCCGACGACCUGAGUCUCGCGGUCGGGUUUAUCUCUUGAGUUUGAGAUUUACAGGUGGCGGCCGCAGCUGUGAAAUCGCUACAGUUAUGUGUGCUCCGGCGGGCUUGUUGCGCGCAGUAGAGAAACAGAUUGGGUGACAGCCAGAGUGUGAAGUGCUUGAACCUUGAAAUGGAUGGGUGAGAGACCCAGGUCGCUGGAUUAGAUAUGGGAAUGAGAAUUUUUUGGAGAUUUGGAAAAGAUUUGGAAGAUUGAAACUUCAAGCUGGAUUUGGGUUCUAUAAAUGGUUAGAAAUCGCCGGUGCAGAAAGGGUACAAAUUUAAUACAUUUUUUAAAGAAAAAUACAUAUAUGGGGUAUAUGAGGGUGGGGAAAUAAAUUAAUAUUUUUAUUAAUUUAUGAUGUGUAAUUAUUAAAUAAAUUUAAAUUAUGACGUGUCACUUUUUGCUUAUCUGGCGCUUAUGUGUGUGUUGAGUGGGAGCCUAAUCAGCAAACCGUCAAAAAAGUUGACGGUGUCACUACCACUGUUAAAGUAUUUAACGGAAAUGGCUAGAUUUGUCAUACAACAAUUACAAAAACUAGCUAUAAGUGGUAUUUCUCCAAAAUCGGCUAUUAUUGUCACAAACGCGAAAGUUUUGGCUAUCGAAAUGUAUUUUGCCAAGAAAAAACGCACGAAUUAUUUUGUCAAUGUGAAAGUCCCAAAUGAUUCUAUUGAGUCAUUUCCAAAUAACUCAUUAUUUAGUCCAAAUGUUCCUAUAAUGUCGUUGCCUAUUUUAUGUAAACCCACUUCUAUCCUUCUCUUUCUAUUAUUUGUUUUCUAUGUCAUUGAUCCGUCUCCUCUCGUAAUUAUUUUUUCUUUCUCCCAAAUUUCAUUAGGGACGAAGAGUCAUCUAUGUAACGGCACAUCAUUUCCGUUCACAAACACUACCAUUUGUAAUUAGCUUAAAAUUCAAGACUUAUGGAGGCGUUAUCUUUUAUAAAAAAAAAGUCAACAUAUAAUUAUUAUUUAAAGUUAGAAAGUAGUAUUAUACAUGGUAAACACCCAAAUAAUAUGUUUUGUUGGUUGCAAGAUGAUUUUGUUUAUGUGGUUGGUUUCAUUAGAAUAGGAAACAAAAUAACAAAACAUAUUAAAUGUAAGGGCAAAUGGUAACAUUAUAGAAAUGACUCGUUUAAAAUGAUUCAUCUAAAAACUUUUAAACAAACAAUGCAUUUGUAAUGCCUACAUUCCCAAAUAUCUACAUUUCUCAAAUGUCUACAUUUAGACAAAUGACUCGUUUUGUAAAUGACUGAUGCAAACGAUCCCUUACUCUCUCAAUUAAAGAAAAUAUAUAGGGAACGGCUAGGGUGCUAACUUUAUUGAGGUUAGCACCGUACUAAUUAUUUUAAUCAAUAUCCAUUAUUUUAAAUAAAACCUAAAGGUGGAGAGUAGGUGAAGGGUAUUUUUGGUAUUUGCAAAAUUUCAAUAAAUAUAUUAAAAAUUUUAAAAUUCUCUGUCCUCCCUCUGUUGGACAUCCGUAAAAUAAUUACUACUAUUAAUAUUUGCAACCAUUAAUAUUUAAAUUAGUAGUGAUUUAAGAUAGUGAUUUUCUUGGUUUAUGGUAGUGAUUUCAUAAUUUUAGUAGUGAUUUCAUGAUUUUCACUAGCAAUUUUAUUAUUACUAGUAACAAUUUUAAGUAGUGGUUACUGAUGAUUUUUUAAUAAGAAUCGCUACUGAAAAAUGAAGAAAACACUACAAAUUAACAAAUACUACAAUAAGUAGACAGAAUAAUACUAAUAGCUUACAAAAAUCAAUUCUCAUUACAAUCAAAUUACUACUAAUCCAUAUAAGAAACACUACUACACUAUUACUACUAAUCAAAAUCGGAAAUCGCUACGGAUCUUUACAAUUGACAACGCAAAUAUGAGAACAGGAAGGGGGAGGGCGCAUGCAGAUUUGAUUACGGGAUUUGCCUUCAGGGGCAUAUCUCUUUGUAAUUAAAAUCACUACUCUUGGUAAUCAGAAAGAAUAAUCAAAGUCAAUACUAUUGGUAAUCAAAAUCACUACUCUCGGUUGGGGUUUGCUUCAUGUUAUGUCUGGUUGAAGGUGAAAGAACUCUUUGGCGGCGGCAUCAAGAGCUUGUAUGUUGGGAGGCGGUAACCUGCACGGAGGUUACUAAAUUAGUUAGCAUAGUGCUAACUCCUUAACGAGUUAGCACCUAAUCCUAUUCCAAAUAGUACAAUACUUGUUGUCUCCUCUUAUGUAAGAAUAGUAACUCGAGUUGGUUUAUUGUAUCAUUUUCUAACACAUGUUUUUCACAUAAAAUGGCAAUUCAUGAAUUAAAAUUUAUAUAAAUUAAAUCAAUCAUAUAUCAUCUUCUUAAUCAAACGAUUAAUAUUGACAACGACGGAGAUUUGAAUUAGGAGAUCAACCUCUUCAUCAAAAGCUCAAAUUUCACGUCUCCCGAACCGGUUCAUCAUCUCAAACAGUUUGAGCUGUUGGUUGGGAGAUCCCUUAAUCCAAAACUAAUCAUUUUCAUCGUUUUCUGACAAAGAAUCCAGUAGCAUCAGACACCAUGUGUUUACCAAUGCGGUUAUCGGGAUUUGAACACAAGACCAUUCGGUCACAGAAGGCUCUGAUACCAUGUCUAGAGCCAGUUGGUCCCAAUAACUCGAGCUAUUGGGAGAUGUUCAAUGGUGGAUCAUAUACCAUUUACUAACACACACCCUCAAACGAAAGCCACCAUAUAUGGGCUUGAAGUUUGCAUAGGUUCGGACAACAUGUGCUUAACAGAAACAAAUUGAGUUAUUGGGAUUCCAACAGAAUAUCUCUCGCUGUCAGAUGGGGAUCAUAUACUUAGGGAUGGCAACAUAACCCGAACUCACAGGUACCCGACCCGACCCAACCCGAUCAACGCGAGUAAAAUCCUUGUUGACGGGUUUUGGGCCGGGUUCGGGUUUAAACCCGUUCACUAUUCAUUGGGUUGGGACGUUGGGUCUGGGUUUAGGUAUACCCGUCGACACCCAUAUAAUUAAUUUUCCCGGUAUAUUUAAUAUUCAAAGCAACUAAUCUUCUUUAUGUUUGUGGAGACAUGUCUAAUUUUUUCUUUCUAAUUGUGUAGAAUGAAGUUGAUAUUAUAGAGUGGAGAGUGAAGGAGUUUAAUUUACAAGUAGGAAGAAGUUUUCAAUUAAUCAUGUUGUUUAUGGAUAAUUUGUGAUUUGCUUCAAUUUUCUUGAGUUUUCUAUAUUGGUGUUGAACAAUUUGUAUGGUUCAUUUGUGAUUUGCUUGAAUUUUCUAGAAUAAUGUUUUAUAUAUGUAUAAUUUGUAUUGAGAGAUUGAUAUUUGACUUUUAUUUUGAUAGGAACUUGUUAUUAUAAAUUUUUUACGACAAAAACCUAUGAUUACUAAUGAACCCGCGGAUGCCCGAUAAAUCAAAGAUGAUCAUAUCUACAUAUACAAUUUACUAACACUUCGUAGAGCUACAACUCAUAAUGCCAGAAAUAUCUUCCCUAGUAAAUCAAAGAUGAUCAU
Messenger RNA from Linum trigynum, 4633 nucleotides. NCBI's taxonomy places the organism in Eukaryota, Viridiplantae, Streptophyta, Magnoliopsida, Malpighiales, Linaceae. The record is from the annotation of a GenBank genome assembly.